Rhodamnia argentea is the source of this 1007-nucleotide messenger RNA. Its product is annotated as glutathione transferase GST 23-like. Gene Ontology annotation, biological process: glutathione metabolic process. Bases 115 to 804 code for a protein of 229 amino acids. The transcript is spliced from 2 exons. Gene Ontology annotation, cellular component: cytoplasm. NCBI's taxonomy places the organism in Eukaryota, Viridiplantae, Streptophyta, Magnoliopsida, Myrtales, Myrtaceae. Gene Ontology annotation, molecular function: glutathione transferase activity. The record is from RefSeq and is a predicted model, not a curated record.
CCAUUCAUCUGUUCCAAGAUUCCAAAUUGGCAGAGCUAGACUAAGACAUAGGGGUCAUUAUAGAGAACAAGUCUCGUGUUUCGCGUACACUGCUCGAAACAACGAAACGCGAACAUGGCUAAGUUGAAGAUCAUCGUCUCUCCGACGAGCUUCUUCUGCACAAGGAUCGAGUGGGCUCUAAAGCUGAAGGGCCUCGAGUACGAGCUCACUUUUGAAGACUGGAGCAAGGGGAAGAGCGAACUGCUUUUGAGGUCGAACCCGGCGCACAAGAAGGUGCCGGUGCUUCUGGACGAUGGGGUCGUGAUCGCGGAGUCGAAAGUGAUUCUGGAGUACAUUGAUGAGAAGUGGAAGGGAGGUGAUCUUUAUCCGUUGCUGCCUCAGGACCCUUAUGAGAGAGCUCAAGCUCGUUUCUGGGCUCAGUUUGCUGAUGACAAGUGUUUCAUCGGCACUUGGGGAGCCUGUCGUGCCGAAGAUGCGCAGGAAAAGGAGAAAGCAGUGGAGGCUGCAUUGGAGUCUUUCACAUUUCUGGAGAAGCAGAUCAAAGGGAAGAAGUUCUUCGCGGGAGACAAGAUAGGCUAUUUGGAUCUCGUGGCCGGUUGGAUCUCGCAUUGGCUUGGCGUCUUGGAAGAAGCAGGAGGCCUGAAGAUACUUGAUGCCGAGAGGUUCCCAUCCCUUCAUGAAUGGGCACAAAACUUUGCCGAAAUUCCGCCGAUUAAGGAAUGCCUUCCACCUAGAGAUAUGCUGGUUAACUAUUGGACUGCUCUCCUGAGCCGCCUGCGUUCCUCAGCACCGAGCAAGCUAUAAAAUGCAACCCAAGCAAUGUGCUGCUCUUGUUUUUCUGCCCUGUUCUCCUCUUUUGUACUUGUAACCUUCUCAUAUGGCGCAAUAACAUCCCUGUAAUCAGCUUUCUCUUGGGAGAAUAUAAGUGAAUUCGAUAUUAUUCCUGGAAUCACCGUUCCUUGUGUAAGCUUCCAGUGGUUGAAUGGGUUAAUUAAAAGGUGUAUAGA